Ictalurus furcatus (blue catfish) is the source of this 5742-nucleotide messenger RNA. RefSeq names its product SH3 and multiple ankyrin repeat domains protein 3-like. Bases 442 to 4950 code for a protein of 1502 amino acids. Gene Ontology annotation, molecular function: synaptic receptor adaptor activity; ionotropic glutamate receptor binding. The transcript has 11 exons. Lineage: Eukaryota; Metazoa; Chordata; Actinopteri; Siluriformes; Ictaluridae. The record is from RefSeq and is a predicted model, not a curated record. Gene Ontology annotation, cellular component: postsynaptic membrane; postsynaptic density; dendritic spine.
GUGGGGGGUACAUCACACUCCCCACGCUAAUCAAUCCAGACCCCCCGGCACCGGCGCGUUGUCAUCGCUGACGCUUGGCGUGCGGGUUAGAAUGUGCAGAGAGGGAGUGUGUGUACGGGAGUGUGUGAGCCCAGGCACGGCGAGAGAGCGCAGCCGCGUCAGCACGAGCCCGUGUGUGUGUGCGUGCGUGCAAGCGAGAGCCGUGGGGAGCGGACAUGCCCAGCUCGCCCGAGCUCUCGGCACGCCGCACGACAGGCAGCCGCUAACGGGUGUGAGGGAGAGGGAGGAGAGGAGAGGAAGAGGAGGAGGAGGAGGAGGAGGAGGAGGAAAAGAGCGGGAGAUCAGCGAGCUGCUUUUGCAUGACGGCCUGGCCGGUCCAGGACUAUUGAGAAGAGGACCUGCACACACCGAGCGUGUGUGUGCGCACGCACGCACCUGUUUAUGUGUGUGUGUAGCCACACACGCCCGCUCGUACUUUACGGGACCAUGUCAGUGACCACCGCAUUUGGCUACCAGCUGCCUGGCAUCACCACGGUAACCUAUGUUUUUGUUUACAGCCCUGGGACGGUGCAGCGGGAUGUCAGCCCUCCGCCCGCCGGGCCCUCGCACACCCUCGCCGGUGCCCGCGGGCCCAAACGGAAACUCUACAGCGCCGUGCCCGGGCGCACCUUCAUCGUGGUGAAGCCCUACACACCCCAGGGAGAGGGAGAGAUCCAGCUGAACCGUGGAGAAAGGGUCAAAGUGCUCAGUAUAGGAGAAGGGGGCUUUUGGGAGGGCACGGUUAAAGGGAGGACCGGCUGGUUUCCUGCAGAGUGUGUGGAGGAGGUGCAGAUGAGACAGUAUGACCCUCGACUGGAAACAAGAGAGGAUCGUACGAAGAGGCUGUUCAGACACUACACUGUGGGCUCCUAUGACAACUUUACCUCCUACAGUGAUUACAUCAUUGAGGAGAAAGAUGCCAUGCUGCAGAAGAAAGAGAACGAAGGUUUUGGUUUUGUCCUACGGGGAGCGAAAGCGGAGACACCCAUUGAAGAGUUUACCCCCACGCCUGCCUUCCCUGCACUGCAAUACCUGGAGUCUGUUGACGUGGAGGGCGUGGCCUGGAGGUCGGGGCUAAGGACAGGUGACUUCCUCAUUGAGGUGAACGGCGUGAACGUCGUGAAGGUGGGCCAUAAGCAGGUGGUGUCUCUUAUCCGGCAAGGCGGGAGCAAUCUGCUGAUGAAAGUGGUGUCGGUGACACGCAAACCAGAAACCGAAGAUGUGGUCAGGAAAAAGGCACCACCACCACCCAAGAGAGCGCCCAGCACCACGCUCACGCCAAGGUCCAAGAGCAUGACUGCUGAGCUUGAGGAGCUGGGUAAGACACACACACACACAUACACAUAUGCAGACAUAUAUACAACUACAUAUACAUAUAUAUGCACCUGCUUGUACACAUUUGGAGGCAGUUUCCUCAAAUCUCUAGCUAUAUCCGUCUUACUUUCCUCGCUUUCUGGCUUUCUUUCCCUUACUCUCUUUCUCUCUCGUGCUGUUGUUUGCAUGCUACACUGUGUCAUCUUUCUCCCUCUGCCAUUUGGGCUGUUCAAAACAUCAGCUGUGUUUUCCACUCAAUCUGUCCUCCUAUGUCUGUAUGUGUUUAUACUUUGGUCUGUGUGGGUGUGUGUGUGUGCAUGCAUUGGUACAGAAAGGCUAGAUGAAAUUUUGGCCUCUCAGGAGUCAGCAAUGAGGCCGCAAGUGGAGACAGACUACAGAGCAGCCACGGUGAAGCAACGACCAACCAGCCGUCGAAUUACACCAGCAGAAAUCAGUUCUCUUUUCGAGCGGCAAGGUCUUGCUCUCCAUGGUCCUCUUCACCCAGCACUGGAAAAAGCUCACAUUCAGCUGCCCAAAGGCAUGUCCAGAACCAAGUCCUUCGGAGCUACUGAGGAGGACCGGCUGUCUGCCCUGGCGGCGGAACACAGGUUUCCACGGAGCUCCUCAAUGACAGACACCCUGAGAGACAGUCACAGCAUCCCACCUCCACCUCAGACAGCACCACCUCCUCCACCCUCACUUUACUACCUGGAUAUGGGUCCACCUCCACCUUUCUGCCCACCCCCUCCUCCGAGCCGUGUUCAUGACCCCGGCCGCUCCAGCUUUAAGCCAGGCUCAGAGACUCGACUGCAUGGCCUACCACAAACCAUGUCUGCUGAGCUGUAUGAACCCCCUCGCCACAGUGCCCACAUAGACCGACAGAAGAAGGCCCGUUCCAUGAUUCUCCUGCAAGACUCCCACCAUUCUGUAGAGCCCACAGACAUCCCACGGCCUGGCCAAGCCUCCACCCCACCAGAGAGAAUCAAACGCAAAGGACGUGUUAUUGACAACCCUUAUGCUAACGUGGGCCAGUUCAGCAUGGGCCUGUACACCCCAUCACCCAGCAAGCCCCAGCGCAGGAAGAGCCCACUAGUAAAGCAGCUGCAGGUGGAGGAUGCCCAAGAGCGAGCCUCGCUAGCACUGGCUUCAGUUCACUCCAGGGAACAUUCACCCACAGGCCGACUGGCAGCUCACCAUACUAGCAGGGCAGAGUAUUACCAGCAGCAGCUACUACAGGAGCGCAGUCGAGCUCAAGCGGAGGGUCUGCUGCAGGGCAAAGGCCAUUUUGCUGCCGCAAUUGCCGGUGCCAUCAAGGACAGGGAGCAGCGUCUUGAGGAGCGGCGAAAAUCCACAGUCUUCCUGUCUGUGGGCACCAUGGAAGGCAGCUCAGCCCCACCACUGGAAUCCCCCUUACUAACACAGUCUCAUUCUGUUGAUGAACGGCUGCUCACCAGUGAGCUUGCUCAGCUGCCUCCACCCGCCCUAGCACUGCGACCCUCUCAAAGUGGCACAACAUUCAUCCACCCAUUGACAGGGAAACCCCUUGACCCCAACUCCCCUUUGGCACUUGCGCUGGCCGCAAGGGAACGGGCUUUAACUUCCCAGAGCCAAUCCCCUGCUAGCAGCCCUGAGCCUAGGACUAAGCAUGAGGCUGCUGGUGGGGUGCUGUUUAUGGACACCCAGACCAAAGAGGCUGAGGGCGAGAGGGAUCUUGCAUCACGCUCCUUUUCCCCUGGAGAAAAAAGGAGCUACACAUCCACCCCCACUAGCAAGAUCUCAUGGGGGACCCCAAAAACCACAAGAAAGGAAACAGAGAUGGGAACAGAGAAGAAAGAGGAGCGAAAAGUAGAAGACAAGAAGAGCAUGAUCAUCAGUAUCAUGGACACAUCGCAGCAUAAGACUGCUGGGCUUAUUAUGGUUCAUGCAACUAGUAAUGGACAGGCAGUAGGACUGGGCCCAGAACAUGUUUCCGCUCCUCCCAAAGGCAUCAUUUCAGAGAGCUCAAAGCCCACAUUAGCUGAAAUCAAGCGGACCAAGUCUCCCAGCCCAGAAGCAUCCUCCACACCAACUCCAACCCCUGCCACACCUUCAACCCCCCAAGCACCCACUAGUCCUUCCUCAGAUAAAACAGCCCAGGCAUCCUCUAGCCCAUCUUCAGAUAAAACUCUGGCCCAGGGAAGCUCAGAGGAAGAUGUGGAGCCCUACUCUGUUACCUUACCACCUGCCAUGCUGUCCUCUAGUGAUGAGGAGACACGGGAGGAACUGCGCAAAAUUGGUGUGGUUCCUCCACCAGAUGAAUUUGCAAAUGGUCUCCUAGUGAAGGCACCUGCAGCUUCUGCUACACCUUCAACAGCCAAGCUAGUGACCCCCUCAGAACCAUCCCCAGUCACAGGUCCCACCCCUCCAACCACAGCCGCAACAGCAGCACAGGCCCCUGCCACCAGCGGCCCACCAGCAUCCUCAGGGAAGCCAUCUGAACCCCACCUGGGCCCAGAGUCUGCUGCUGAUUCUGGAGUAGAGGAAGUGGACACUCGCAGCUCCAGUGAUCACCAUCUGGAGACCACAAGUACCAUCUCCACUGUCUCCAGCAUGUCCACCUUAUCCUCAGAGAGUGGCGAGCCCACUGACACCUACACUUCCCAUGCCGACGGCCAGACCUUCAUCCUUGAUAAGCCGCCAGUGCCUCCAAAGCCAAAGCUCAAGUCUCAGCUCAGCAAGGGCCCAGUAACGUUCAGGGACCCCCUGCUCAAACAGUCCUCGGAUAGUGAGCUGCUCUCACAACAGCACGCAGCAGCACUGGCUGCUGCCACGGGGACCUCGGGCCCAACAAGACCCCGCUACCUCUUCCACAGACGCUCCAAGCUAUGGGGGGACCCCAUAGAACCCCGCCCGCUUGCAGGCGCAGAGGAAGGCAAACCCACUGUGAUAAGUGAGCUCAGCUCCAGACUGCAGCAGCUCAACAAGGAUACAUGCUCACUUGGUGAAGAACCACACAUAGGCUCACUCGACCCUGGACGAAAGUCACCUGUGGCUGGUGCCAGACUCUUCAGCAGUCUAGGGGAGCUCCACACCAUCUCUCAGAGAAGUUACGGCACCACUUACACCAUCCGACCAGGCAGCCGAUACCCAAUGACCCGUCGGACACCCAGCCCUGGCUCUGCUUCCCCAGAUCGUUCAGAUCCACUCGGACCCAUCCGAGGCUUCGGCCUGGCUACCUCGCCCACCGCGGCCCCCACCAUCCUAAAAUCCUCCAGCCUCAGCCUGCCCCAUGAGCCGAAGGAGGUGCGCUUCGUCAUGAGGAGCUCAAGCGCCAGGAGCCGCUCACCCUCACCUGGACAUUCCCCCGGUGUGCCCUCGCCACUCCUUACACUGCGCCCCUUCCAUCAGAAACCCCUUCACCUGUGGAACAAGUAUGAUGUGGGUGACUGGCUUGCCAGCAUUAAUCUGGCUGAGCACUGUGAGCGCUUCCACGAACACGAGAUUGAGGGCUCCCAUCUCCCAGCCCUCACUAAGGAGGACUUUGCCGAGCUGGGUGUGACACGUGUAGGCCAUCGUAUGAACAUUGAGCGCGCCCUAAAGCAGCUGCUGGAAAGGUGACCCCCCCUCGACCCGCUCUGUCUGUAGCUAGUCUCAUCACUAAAAUUCUUUAUUUUUCUUGUUGUUGUUGUUUUGUCUUUUCUUAUUUAAUUCCUGAGUUAUCAUUAUUGGUUCCAUGGGAGUAAGCCCAACUUAUUUAGUAGCAAAUUUGCCCCAAAUCCCUCCCCAUCACACCAUCAGCAGCCAAUUAGCCAGGUUUGUAACGGGGCUGUGAAAUGCAUAAACAUAUAGAAGCACCAUUUCAGUGAAAGGUUGACUUGCAUUAUUCGGUUUUCUCUCCUCUCCAACCACUUCCCUCUCUUCCUAUACCCUUGCCCUACUGGGAAAACCCUAGCUGCCCUAUAUCUUACAAAAGAAAGGAGGGAUGAUGUUGGAUGAGGGAAGCUGAGUUGCCUUUCUGAAUAUUUUUGUAUUGGAUGAGCAGAGUGGGUGUGGCUGGGUCGUCUCUACCUUCUGCCUGCCCUCUUCUGGCUGAGGGACAUAUUACACGUGGAGAAUGUUAAACCAACACUAGUGGCUUUUUUUUCAUAAUCAGACUUUUCCUUUGGGGGACCAAAAGGAAUGUGACGUUAAAUAGGAUAUCUCAAUGUAUUUACAUAGCUUUGAAAAAAAAAAAGGAGAGAGGCAGAAAACAGACAAGAUGAACUGUGCACAACUGCACUAGUCUCUCCCCCUUAGAUGAUGUGAAUCCCAUCAUUAAUUUAUUCAUUUAUACCAAUUAUAUACAUAUAUAUAUAUUUGAAAAGUAUAUAGAUAUAUGAAUAUAACAUUUUGUCAUAAAUAUAAAACUUA